Messenger RNA from Prunus avium (sweet cherry), 1067 nucleotides. NCBI's taxonomy places the organism in Eukaryota, Viridiplantae, Streptophyta, Magnoliopsida, Rosales, Rosaceae. The record is from RefSeq and is a predicted model, not a curated record.
CUUAAGGCUCAACCUCUUGCACUGCAGGCUUAGAUAAAAUAUUAUACAACAAAAUGAGCACCUUGCUCAUAAUUCUGUUUUGGGUUUGCUCCUGGCUCUGGGUGAUCUGGCCCUUGCAUCACUUUUGGCUACACUCAAUGGGUUUGGCCAGCUGAUUACAGGGCAUGUUUCCCACCAACAACCACUGCCACAAGUUACCAUCUCUUUAAGCUUCUCUGCAGCAUCCAAGGAGACGCCACCACCCAUUUGAAGACCAGAACCCUUAAAAGUUCCCAUCUUUCUGCAAGUUUACGCAUUAAAUUUAAGGUCCCCAUUGUGAUUUGUGUGAGCUUGAUGAGGUUCAGCCCCAAGGCCUUGUAGUUGUUAGCUAAUGGGAUUUUUUUCCCUGGAAGCUGAUGGUUGAUACAUAUCUCACAUCAGCCCCUUCAGGAAUGACAUUUUACAGGAGCCAUACCCCUGAAGAUUCUGAGCUGAAAUGCCUGUGUGGGCUUCCUGCAAAACUGAGAUUAUCUCAAACCCCAAAAAACCCGUUUAGGUUAUUCUAUAAUUGUCCAAAGGGUGUUUCUGCACAAUGUGAAUUCUUUCGUUGGUGGGAUGAGCCAGCUCCAACGGGCAAUAGGGAGACCGAUGAGCAAAAUCUUAUCCGUCAUGAGUGCAUUCGACUACAAGAAAGCUUAAAUGAAAUCCAACAGGAACUGGAUUGUGAAAGGACUGAAUGGGGUAGGGAAAAAUCAGAGCUAACUUCACAACUAUCAACUGUGCAGUCUGAGCUUGAUGCUCUCAAGAAAAGAAUCAAGAUGGCAAAUGAAUCAGAUCUUAUGCCCCCUCUUGACAAGCCAUCCAUAGCAGAUGAUGAGGAUGAUGAUGCCUUUGUACUGCAUACUGUAUGCUGAGCAUGUACAGAAUUGGUUUGCAUGACAUAUUUUUUGCUUAAAUGCCCAGGUAGUCUCGUAUUGUAAAGUUAUGUGAGAAUAUCAGUUAUGGCCUUGAACAUUUAUGAACCAUCUUAUAUUUUGUAGAAGCUUAUAGCUUUAAUGGUAAAUCUCUUGUGUUCUCGACUAUUAAAA